Molecule: messenger RNA, 954 nt
Organism: Hydractinia symbiolongicarpus
Lineage: Eukaryota; Metazoa; Cnidaria; Hydrozoa; Anthoathecata; Hydractiniidae
Product: E3 ubiquitin-protein ligase RNF181-like
Exons: 2
Coding region: 1-714 (237 amino acids)
Source: RefSeq, a predicted model, not a curated record
AUGGGGCUAAAAUUGCAGACCAGAGUUGUAAAAAGAAAGUUUUGGGCCACAGGUAGAGAAAUGUUGAAAAUAUUUUGUGCAAAAAAGAAGUGUCAAAAGAGAAGAUUUUUACAUACACAGAAGAAAAGUGUAUGGAACAUUUGUGUAUAUAUAAGUCAUAACAAAAGUCGCAUCAUAUCGUCUUUGGUUGAUUGUUUUGUUGCUUUAACCUAUGACCCAAAAAAACUAAACUUUUUUCGGCUGAGUCACCAAAGAGAACGCAGAAAAGAAUUUUUUAACGAUAUGGCUUCCUACGAUUCUGCCAACGACCUUGAUCCAACAUACCUUCUGGAACUAGCUCGACUUUUACAUAGUGUUAUUUUUGAAAGCAACUCCGAAGUUAUCGACGGAAUCAUUCCAAGCAAAGCGAAAAACCCGCCUGCAUCAAAAGAUUUUAUUUCUAAUUUAAGUAGCGUGUCUAAAGAACUCGAAAAAUGCUCUAUUUGCUUAGGUCCUUUUUCAAGGAAACAACUUGUUAAAGAGCUUCCAAAGUGCAAUCAUUAUUUUCACGCUGAUUGCAUUUUACCAUGGUUAGGACAAACAAACACAUGUCCUAUGUGUAGACACGAAUAUCCAACAGAUGACAUGGAAUACGAAGAAAAACGACGUUUAAAAGAAAAAGAAAAGGAAAGAGAAGAAAUGUUGGAGGAGUUACACAACUCGAUGUUUUCUUGACACACAAUUCAUAGUUUAAUACCUGAUGAUAAUUACAAGUGCAUUUUAUCAUAAUUUUCAAAAAACCCUAAAGUAGAAAACAAGAGACAUUUUAUAUAAUUUUAUAAUAACGAAGAGAUAACUGACAGUAAUGUUGUGGUAGUAAAAAGAUUGAUUAUUUUCUAAAAUUGUGACCUCAUGCAAUGGUGACUUGAUAAUAUAUUUUUUUUAAUAUAAAAUAUAUUCUCCACAUAAAAACAA